AUGUCGUCCAAUUCUAUUCCUUCUUGGGUUUGCUUUGGUUUGCUUUGGUUUCCUUUGUUGCUAGAGAACCCAUUAGUAUAAAGAACCUUCACUUUCCUCACAGACUCCCCACGCUCCUUCUUCUGCUUCUUCUGCUUCUUCUGCUUCUUCUUCUGCUUCUUCCUCUUCUUCCCUUUUCUUUUCUUUAAUUUCCCUUUUGCUUUUUCCAUUUUAUGCCUCUUCUUUCUUCUCCUCCCCUUUUCCCAUGAUUCUGUUUCUCCAAUUAUAAGAACGCCCCCCUUCACCUGCACCACUUGUACCAAUUUCGCCUUUCUUCCUCUUCCUCUUCCUCUUCCUCUUGGGCCCCCAUGGAGAAGCUUAAUUUUCUCAAAAAUGGCGUCCUCCGAUUGCCCCCUGGCUUCCGCUUCCACCCCACCGAUCAAGAGCUUGUGCUUCAAUACUUGAACCGGAAGGUUCAUUCCUGCCCUUUGCCCGCUUCAAUUAUCCCUGACGUCGAAGUUUGCAAGGCCGAUCCAUGGGAUUUGCCUGGGAAUAUGGAGCAAGAGAGGUACUUCUUCAGCACCAGAGAAGCCAAGUAUCCUAAUGGGAACAGAUCAAACAGAGCGACGGCCUCGGGUUAUUGGAAGGCCACCGGAAUUGACAAGCAAAUUCUUACUUCCAACGGAAAUCAAGUGGUGGGGAUGAAGAAAACUCUGGUUUUCUAUCGAGGGAAGCCCCCCCAUGGCUCUCGAACUGAUUGGAUUAUGCACGAGUACCGCCUCGCUUCCCCGCCAACUGUUUGUUUUAAUGCCUCACAGGAAAAAACCCCCUUUCAGAGGUCUGGCGUGGGUCCAAUGGAGAACUGGGUUCUAUGUCGCAUAUUUCUGAAGAAAAGAAAUGGGCAUCAAAGCGAAGAGGAGAAAAACAGAAAGGCAAGAUUGGGGAAGCCUGUGUUCUAUGACUUCAUGAGGAAGGAGAGGGGGGAGACAGACUUGAAUUUGGCUCCCUCUUCCUCGUCUUCAGGGUCCAGUGGGAUCACUGAGAUUUCAAACAAGGAAUUGGAUGAUCAUGAAGAAAGCAGCAGCAGCAGCAGCAGCAGCAGCUGCAACAGCUUCCCCUACUUCAGAAGAAAAGCUUAAGAUCCUUUAGGUGUAGCAGUAAAUUUGUGUGAUUUCCCAUGUCGGAAUAACCAUGAAAGGAAGAAGAAUCCCGCAGUCGUUGGUGGUGUAGUUUUCAGUUUUCUGGUCUGUGUUUCUGUAGACAUAAUAUAUGAAUCAGUAUAUGAUUAUAAGCCAAGAGAGAUGAAUGAACUGGAUCGGCGUUUAACUUGCUCUGUUA
Cucurbita moschata (crookneck pumpkin) is the source of this 1317-nucleotide messenger RNA. Its product is annotated as NAC domain-containing protein 83-like. The coding region runs from base 348 to 1118 and encodes 256 amino acids. Lineage: Eukaryota; Viridiplantae; Streptophyta; Magnoliopsida; Cucurbitales; Cucurbitaceae. Gene Ontology annotation, molecular function: DNA binding. The record is from RefSeq and is a predicted model, not a curated record. Gene Ontology annotation, biological process: regulation of DNA-templated transcription. The transcript has 3 exons.